AUCCCAUGAAAUUUUCUGAACCUUUCUAUUGUUUCCAACACUCUUUUCCAAUAAUAUUCUGUCUUCACAUUUAUAUAUUGCUGUCAAUUGAAAGACAAUCAGAACUCAAAUAUAUAUGUCAAUGACUAAAAACUGUUAUUUUGCUAAAAAUAACUCUUGACCUUUCUACCUUUCUAAAUCACAACCUUAACAAACUAAACUAUACCAAAUCAAGUACUCUUCCGUUCCAAAGCCAGUAGCAUGGAUGUUAGAAACUUAAAAGCUCCUAUAUACAUAUCAUCAUUUCUCCAAGUUUCCAUUUGAGCCAGCUGCAGAAAAGAACCAGGAAUUCUCCUCACCCUUUUGAACUCUAGUUCUUGAUAAUGGCGUGCCUUGGAUUUCUGGGGAAAACCACCCCGAAAUCAUUUGGGCGUCAUAAUAAAUAUGGAAGGAGAAACAUCCAUCAUCAUCAUCAUCAAUCUAGAUGUUCGGCUGCGGCCGUUGCAGCAGCUGGCUCCAUCUUCACAUCCCUCAACAUGUCUAUCUUCACAUUCCACAAUCGCCUCUUGCGUUGCGUCUCUAGGUUUUUCUGUCUAGCCACCACAUCCAGCGCAACUCCUAGCCAUCGAGCCACCAUGAAACAAGGUUACAAAAAGCUCCAGAAACCCGAGUAUCAGCCUCAUCUGAGAAAGCGUAAUGACAAGAAAAGGACGAUAUUUCUUGAUCUUGAUGAAACAUUGGUGCACUCAACAAUGGAACCACCAAUCCGGGCUAAUGCUGAUUUCAUGGUGAAGAUAAGGAUCGAAGGAGCGGUUAUACCGAUGUUUGUGGUGAAACGGCCAGGAGUUAAUGAGUUUCUUGAAAGGAUCUGUAAGAACUAUCGAGUGGCGAUUUUCACAGCCGGGUUACCAGAAUAUGCUUCACAGAUUUUGGAUAAACUUGACAAGAACCAUGUGAUCUCGCGAAGGCUAUACCGUGAUUCAUGCACAGAAAUGAAUGGAAGAUAUGCUAAAGACUUAUCUUUGGUAACGAAAGAGGACCUCGGGAGUAUUCUGCUAGUUGAUGAUAACCCUUUCUCCUACUCGUUGCAGCCGGAAAAUGGAGUUCCCAUUAUGCGUUUUGUGGAUGACAUGGAAGAUCAAGAACUGAUGAAGCUUGCGGAAUUCUUUGACAGAUGUUAUCAGUAUGAAGAUCUGAGGGAUGCAGCAACAGAGUUUCUAUCUAACAAGCUGAUUUGAUGCACAUAUAUAUGUGAA
Molecule: messenger RNA, 1235 nt
Organism: Capsella rubella
Lineage: Eukaryota; Viridiplantae; Streptophyta; Magnoliopsida; Brassicales; Brassicaceae
Product: carboxy-terminal domain RNA polymerase II polypeptide A small phosphatase 1
Exons: 1
Coding region: 363-1217 (284 amino acids)
Molecular function (GO): phosphoprotein phosphatase activity
Source: RefSeq, a predicted model, not a curated record